Molecule: messenger RNA, 909 nt
Organism: Gongylonema pulchrum
Lineage: Eukaryota; Metazoa; Nematoda; Chromadorea; Rhabditida; Gongylonematidae
Source: the annotation of a GenBank genome assembly
AUGGGCAUGAUCAAUGCGGCAGCUUUUUCGCAACAAGCAGCAGCAAAUAUGAGCAUGAAUUUGGGCAUGUUGCAAGCACCACAGCAAGCCCUUCGAAUGCAAGCACCUCAACAGCAGAAGAAUCGUACUUUCUCGGGUGUUGUCACAAAAAUGCAUGAUAGUUAUGGAUUCAUCGAUGACGACGUAUUCUUCCAAGUCAGUGUUGUACGCGGUGCUCUGCCUCGUACCGGUGAUCGUGUGAUUGUGGAAGCAUCGUACAAUCCAUCAAUGCCGUUCAAGUGGAAUGCAUUUCGUGUGCAGCUGAUCGGUGAUAAGGGUGGAUCGGGUGGUGGUGGUGGUGGCGGCGGCGGUGGCGGUGGACCGCCAACACAUUCACCAUCGGAACGUGGCCGACCACCGAUGCCAGUCCGGGGAGCAAUGCCCAGUGAACAGACCCCACGUCCGCCUCCAGGAUCUGGUAGGCAUCGUUCUCCGCGUGGUGGCGGACCAGGUGGUAUGCUGCCAAUGGGAUUUACGGAUGGAAGACCGCCACGUCCGCCUCCAGGAUCUGGUAGGCAUCGUUCUCCACGUGGUGGCGGACCAGGUGGUAUGCUGCCAAUGGGAUUUACGGAUGGAAGACGUUCGCCACCGAGACGUAUUUCGCCACCACGUGGACCACCAAGAAGAUCACCACGAAGAAGCCCGCCGCGUCCGAUUGGUCGAGGAGCUUCCCCGCCCGGGAAACGCAGCCCACCAGGGCGAAAGCAUGAAGCGGCGAAGCGCGAACAUUCGACCAGCGUUUCCGGACGUAAUCGUUCCCCAUCACAGAAGCAUGAUGCCAGUACACGUGACAGUAUAUCACCUGCACGUCGACGUGCACGUAUCGUACCACGCUACCAAUGCUAUCUACCGAGAACACCGAUACUGUAA